UACUCGUAACUGCACACGUUUUCAUCUGCAAUCUUCUUCUCCAUUGAUAUCAAGCAGCAUGCCGGAACAAGAACAGCAAGCCGGCGAAGCGCCAAAAUCCGCAAAACAAUUGGAAAAGGAGGCCAUCAAAGCUGCGAAGUUGGCCAAAUUGCAGGCAAAAUUGGACAAGAAGGCACAAGCAGCGCCUGCAGCGGGUGAAAAAAAGGAAAAGCCCGAGAAACGAACUAAAGAGACUAAAGAGGCUGCUGUAUAUACGGCUGCCACAGCACCUGGAGAUAAAAAAGACAUUAGUGGAGCGCUGCCAGAUGCUUACAGUCCACGUUACGUAGAGGCUCAAUGGUACAGCUGGUGGGAGAAACAAGGUUUCUUCACACCCGAAUAUGGCCGCGAGUCUAUCAAUGCGCCCAAUCCGAAUGGUAAAUUUAUAAUGGUCAUACCCCCACCAAAUGUAACGGGCUCUCUGCAUUUGGGUCAUGCUCUUACCAAUGCUAUUGAAGAUGCUAUUACACGCUAUCAUCGCAUGAAGGGACGCACCACUCUCUGGGUGCCUGGCUGUGAUCAUGCAGGAAUUGCUACACAAGUAGUGGUGGAGAAACUAUUAUGGCGUGAUGAGAAACUGUCACGUCAUGAUUUGGGACGCGAAAAAUUCAUUGAACGCAUUUGGGGUUGGCGACGUGAGAAAGGUGUGCGCAUUUAUGAUCAGCUCAAGGCGUUGGGCUCUUCCUACGAUUGGACGCGUGUGGCAUUCACCAUGGAUCCCAAACUUUGCAAAGCAGUAACAGAGGCCUUUGUGCGUCUACAUGAACAGGGCAGCAUUUAUCGCAGUUCACGAUUGGUCAAUUGGUCGUGCACACUUCGUUCCGCCAUCUCAGACAUUGAGGUAGACAAGGUGGAGCUGACAGGUCGCACGUUCUUAGCCAUACCUGGCUAUGAGGAGAAGGUCGAGUUUGGUGUGCUCAUUAAGUUUGCCUACAAGGUGGAGCACAGCGACGAAGAGAUUAUAGUGGCGACUACACGUAUUGAGACUAUGCUGGGUGAUACUGCUGUCGCUGUGCAUCCACAGGAUGAGCGAUAUAAGCAUCUGCAUGGCAAGCAUGUGUUGCAUCCGUUCUGCGACAGACGUCUGCCCAUCGUUCUCGAUGAGUUUGUGGACAUGAACUUUGGCACAGGUGCUGUUAAGAUAACCCCCGCUCAUGAUGCCAAUGAUUAUGAGGUGGGCAAGCGAUGCAAUUUGCCUUUUAUUACCAUUUUCAACGACGAUGGCUUCAUCAUUGGCGACUAUGGCGAGUUUACAGGCAUGAAACGUUUCGACUGUCGCAAACAGUUGCUGGUGCGACUAAAAGAAAUGGGACUCUAUCGCGAGACAGUAAACAAUGCAAUGGUGGUGCCCAUUUGCAGCCGCUCCAAGGAUGUAGUGGAGCCACUUAUCAAGCCACAGUGGUAUGUUAGCUGCUCCGACAUGGCUGCUUCGGCUACAGAGGCUGUGCGAUCGGGAGAGCUUAAGAUUAUACCAGAGCACCAUACCAAGACUUGGUAUCACUGGAUGGAUGGCAUUCGCGAUUGGUGCGUGUCCCGUCAGCUUUGGUGGGGACAUCGCAUUCCCGCCUACCAUGUGAGCUUCAAGGAUGCCAGCGUUAAGGCAAGCACGCCUGAUGAUGAACAGUAUUGGAUAGUGGCUCGUAGUGAGGAGGAGGCGUUAAGCAAGGCUGCUGCACGCUUUGGUGUGGAUGCCAGCCAGAUUGUGCUGGCCCAGGAUGACGAUGUGCUGGACACAUGGUUUAGCUCUGGACUGUUUCCAUUCUCAGUGUUUGGCUGGCCAGACAAUACAGCAGAUAUGGAGGCGUUCUAUCCAACUUCGCUGCUGGAAACCGGCCACGAUAUUCUUUUCUUCUGGGUGGCACGCAUGGUAUUCUUUGGCCAGAAGCUGCUGGGUAAACUGCCCUUCAAGGAAGUAUAUUUGCAUCCAAUGGUGCGUGAUGCGCACGGUCGCAAAAUGUCAAAAUCUUUGGGCAAUGUGAUUGAUCCCAUGGAUGUCAUACACGGCAUUACGCUAGAGGGUCUGCAUCAGCAGUUGAUUGGCUCCAACUUGGAUCCGCGGGAAAUUGAAAAGGCCAAGGCGGGCCAGAAACAAGACUAUCCCCAAGGCAUACCCGAGUGCGGCUCUGAUGCGUUGCGUUUUGCACUUUGUGCUUAUAUUACCCAAGCUCGCGAUAUUAAUCUGGAUAUUAAUCGUGUGCAGGGCUAUCGAUUCUUCUGCAACAAAUUGUGGAAUGCCACUAAAUUUGCGCUGCUUUACUUCAGCGGCGAGCAGCGCUAUGAUACGGAGCUAACGCUUAGCGCGCAAUCAAAUCAAAUGGACGCUUGGAUAUUAUCGCGACUGGCCGCCACUAUUGAAGCUUGCAAUGCUGGAUUUGAGAGCUACGACUUUGCUGCUGCAACCAGUGCCUGCUAUGCCUUCUGGCUGUAUGAUGUAUGCGAUGUGUAUUUGGAGUGUUUGAAGCCCAUAUUCCAAAACGGCAGCGACGAGCAGCAGGCAGCAGCUAGACGCACACUCUAUGUGUGCUUGGACUACGGACUACGUUUGUUGUCGCCGUUCAUGCCCUUCAUAACGGAAGAACUCUAUCAGCGCUUGCCACGCGCCGACACUACGCCCAGCAUAUGUGUGUCCAGCUAUCCAACAAACACCGCUUGGCGCGACGCUAAAAUCGAAUCUGAUGUGGACUUCAUGCAGAAGGCAGCGCGUAUUAUACGCUCCGCACGCUCCGACUACAAUUUGCCGAAUAAAACAAAGACAGAGGCCUACAUAGUCUGCACUGAUGCCACACCGAAUGAUAUACUCAAGCGUUAUGCUGGCGAUCUGGCCACCAUUGCCUAUUGCUCUACUGUUAGCUUUGAUAGUCAGCCACCCGCAGGUUGCGCCAUUCUAACCGUGUCUGGCCAAUGUGAAGUACAUUUGCUGCUCAAGGGCCUUAUCGAGGCUGAUAAGGAAGUUGCCAAGCUGCAGAAGAAACGUGAUCAACUGGAGCAGACUGUUGGCAAGCUGAAUCAAGCUAUGCAGGCAGCGGAUUACACAAGCAAAGUGCCAGCCGAGGUGCAAACUGCCAACGAGACUAAGCUUACUGAAUCGCGCACGGAAAUCGAACGAAUAGCAGCAGCCAUUGAAACGCUGAAACUUAUGUAAACAUUUUUCAUAAAAUUUCAUGUAACGCUUUUAACUAUACUCGCACUUAAACAAAGUCCGUAUUGCAUCACUGCAUUUUGCUUUAAAGUUGAAAACAAUAGAUACAAUUUAAAAAAA
Drosophila busckii is the source of this 3298-nucleotide messenger RNA. RefSeq names its product valine--tRNA ligase (gene ValRS). Gene Ontology annotation, biological process: valyl-tRNA aminoacylation. The record is from RefSeq and is a predicted model, not a curated record. The transcript is spliced from 6 exons. NCBI's taxonomy places the organism in Eukaryota, Metazoa, Arthropoda, Insecta, Diptera, Drosophilidae. The coding region runs from base 59 to 3181 and encodes 1040 amino acids. Gene Ontology annotation, cellular component: cytosol. Gene Ontology annotation, molecular function: valine-tRNA ligase activity; aminoacyl-tRNA deacylase activity; ATP binding.